Molecule: messenger RNA, 1431 nt
Organism: Mucor mucedo
Lineage: Eukaryota; Fungi; Mucoromycota; Mucoromycetes; Mucorales; Mucoraceae
Exons: 7
Coding region: 14-1252 (412 amino acids)
Source: RefSeq, a predicted model, not a curated record
UAAGCUCAAAAAAAUGAAUAAUAAAAGGACGGUUGAUCAAGAGACUGAAUUGACAGCCAUUGCAGAAAUCCAACCAGUAAAGAAAGAGACGAUUGAGUCAGAUAUAAAGCAAAGCCUUGCUUCUGCUCCUCCUUCUUUACCUAAUUUGAUUGAUGAUCUCGGGAUGACCUCAUUCCUGGCUAGUCUUAGACCCGUCCCAGGUAGUAAGAAAUGGACCUACGAAAACCGUGACAUGGUCAAGGCUUGGACCAUUUUCAAAGCGAAAUGCGCAGGUGCCACGAUUGAUCGUGGUAUUUCUAUCAAAGAUGAUAUACAAUCUCUCUUGGCACUAUCACAUAUUUUUUACAUUAAGUCGAGCGAUAAUUCACAGAUUAUGAAUGAUUAUUUCCAAGGUCCAAAUAAAUUAUUUGGCAUACGACAAGAUGUUAGGAGAAAGAUUGGUUUAGAAAAUCAGUAUACUUUUCAAGGCUCUGCGCAAUUGGAUGUUAUAAAAACUAUUGAGAAUUUACUUAAGAAAAACACUGGUAAAAGAAAAAUUGCUGCUAGUGAAGUUUUAAAUAUAGCAGUAAACCUUCCCGAAGAUGAAUAUUUAAUAUUAUCAGAGCUUGUGUCAAUGAUCAAUUAUUUACCCCGUCGACCUGUAACAAAUGUAGCAGAUCAACAUUGCAUCACAGAAUAUGCAAACCCUAUUCUACGACCUAUCUUUGAAAAUGUCAAUGCGAAAAGAAAAUUAAAAUGGACAAAAAAGGACACAUUACAGCAAGUGGAUAUUCAAGCUCAAGUUCAUCUACUUUCGUCACAAUCUAAUACGUCUCCCCUUUCAAUUGGAAAAGUGACACAUCUGACUGGUGAUACACGGCAUGACAAAUUGAAGAUUUCUGCAGAUCUUAUACAACUUGCAAUAGACUCCAAAAAGAAUAUUGACACAUAUUCGGAGUCCUCCAUUCGCGAUGUCACAUUUUUUCAUGUUGUUGGGUUUAAAGUGACAAUUUAUAUCAUGUCGUUACUGCACGAAGGGCUAUACGCUAUGCUGGAUAUUGCAGAGAUCAACAUACCACAAUCCAUUGAAGAUUUAGUCCCUUUCGUAAAUAAUCUAGAAGCUUCGAUUACAGCUUCCAGAGUAUUUAAACACUGCUCUUCAAAAGAAAAUAAAGACAUUGUAUGCAAGGACUAUUUUAGACCAACACUAUCUACAAGGAAAUUCGAUCAAUUGGUGAAACCACUUCCCUCUCCCACGAAACGAACAUUUUAAAAAAAUAAAAACCCGUUUUCCAUUUUAUAAAAGUCUAAUGUGUCAAUUUAUUUAUUUGGUAGCGCUUUAAGCUUGGAACCUCCACCUCCUCCUGCCAUCAUAUGAGCGGACUGAGGUGCGAAUUUCUUGAUUGCAGCAAUCAACUCGGGGAAUCUUAAUGGUUUAGUGACAUAUUCAUC